This is a messenger RNA of Cooperia oncophora, 399 nucleotides long. Lineage: Eukaryota; Metazoa; Nematoda; Chromadorea; Rhabditida; Trichostrongylidae. The record is from the annotation of a GenBank genome assembly.
AUGAGGACAGGAUUACGUCUUCUUCUUGACGUUCAUCAGGACGACUAUAUGCCAACAACAGAAGCGGCUGGUGUACGUAUUGUUGUUCAUGAACAGGAUCAAGAACCGUUUCCGGACACCUUCGGGUACAGUGCGCCGACAGGAUUUGUGUCGUCAUUUGGGUUGAAGACGAAAGUGCUUCAUAGAAUGGAUGCUCCAUAUGGGGCAUGCAGCGACACGUUUCGGCCGGAGCGGUACAUCUAUGAGGAACAUUAUUCUCCUGAAGGUUGCCAUCGGAGCUGUUUUCAACUGAAAGUGCUCGAUCAGUGUGGUUGUGGCGAUCCACGAUUUCCGCUACCAUCCGAUGGGAAGCGAUAUUGCAGUGCGAAAAGUGUUGCUGACAGUCAGUUUCUUGUUGAA